Aureobasidium uvarum is the source of this 945-nucleotide messenger RNA. NCBI's taxonomy places the organism in Eukaryota, Fungi, Ascomycota, Dothideomycetes, Dothideales, Saccotheciaceae. The record is from the annotation of a GenBank genome assembly.
AUGCCUGAGGAUCACUAUCAUUCUUCCAGGCAGCGAUCACGCUCGCCAGGUCGCUCAAGACGUGACCAUGAGCAUCGUCAAAAGAGACGAAGUCGAUCUCCAGCUCCGGUUCAGCUGCCCAUGAAUGCGCGUGCCCUUGUCAAACAUGACCUGAAGGAGUUUAGAAGACUGUUUGCUCUGUAUCUUGACAUUCAGAAGCAGAUUGACAUAGACGAGCUGGAUGAGACUGAGAUCAAAGGUAGGUGGAAGUCAUUCUUAGGGAAGUGCGAGCAGGNNAAUCGAGCCGAAUUAGCAGAAGGCUGGUAUGAUCCUGUGACCAAAGAGAAGGCCGACCGCGCCGCUUCCGAAGCAAAGACGACACGUCGCAGCCCGCCCUUGAGAGAUCGACCAGAACAGGAUUACCCUCAGCAUGAGCAACAAGCAACUGCUAGCCAGCCGGUUGCCGACCAUGACGACAGUGAGGACGAGUAUGCGCCUUCGCUACCGACUAAUAUAGCUUGCGUUGGACCUGCAGUACCAUCCAUCCAGGAUCUGCAAUAUAGAAAUGAUGAAACCGCCCGCCGACAAGACCUACGUUUCGACCGAAAGAUGGAUCGAAAGUUGCAAAAGGAACGAUUAGAGGAGCUCAAUCCACGCGCCGAACCAGGCUCCCGAGAACGCCAACUCGAGAAGAAGCGCGAGAAGGCUGUUACGAAUCGUGCGUUCCGCGAAGAGAAGUCUCCGGGAGCCGAGGAGGUUGGCGAGGGCGAGCUGAUAGGCGGCGAGGACGGCAUCAAGGCUCAUCUCCAAGCCACCCAGCGCAAAAAGUCGGAACGUGAAUUGAGAAAGGAAGAGAUUCUUCGUGCUCGCGAGGCCGAGCGAGAGGAAAGACUUGCACACCACAGAGCCAAGGAAAACAAGACCAUGGAGAUGCUCAGAAACCUCGCCAGACAACGCUACGGCUGA